This is a messenger RNA of Cuculus canorus (common cuckoo), 8648 nucleotides long. RefSeq names its product uromodulin-like 1. The transcript is spliced from 6 exons. The coding region runs from base 1948 to 7152 and encodes 1734 amino acids. Lineage: Eukaryota; Metazoa; Chordata; Aves; Cuculiformes; Cuculidae. The record is from RefSeq and is a predicted model, not a curated record.
GGUGCUGAGCUGGCAGUUGGACUGGAUGAGCUUAGAGGUCUUUUCCAACCUUAACAAUUCUAUGAUUCUGGAAAUGGUGUCUUCUUGAAAGUGUUGGGUGUGGUGGCUAAUGUGACAAACUGUGUGCUGAUGUUGAGUAGAGGCACUGACUAAAAUCAAGGCCCUGUGUGUCAGGUGCUGUACUAAUGCCAGUCAGGAUAAUUUUCUGUCCCAGACAACUUAGAGUGGGAAAAAGAUGAAGUGACCUGACCUUGGUUAUGCCAUUCAGGUGAGUGACAUGUCUGGCACUGGAAAUGAUAUCUGUCAGCAUCUCAUCUGUUGUGUUAUCUGCUAGACUACACUCUAUCAGUUUGCUGAAGGAUGGAUAAUGGUUUAUUGUUAUUUUGCCUCAAAGCAAUCACCUCAUCCCCAGUGUCUUUUGCAGCGCUGUUCUGAGCUGUCGUUAUGCUGCUUAUCUGACUUGCUCUUUUUUUUUUUUACACAGCAUUUCCAGUGCAUUUGGAACAGUCAUGGCUGUGUGAUAAUGUUCUCUUAACCUGCUCUGAAUUUCCUGUCUCCAAGAGUUUCUCUCCCUGUUUGUGUGUGUGCAGGUGCCCAGCACUAAGGAGAUGCCUGAUGUGUGCUCCUUCCCCUCUUCAGGUCAAUAUUUGCCAGGACACUAGGGCGUUGCAGUCAUAGCUACAAGGGAUUUAAAUGUGAUUUUACCCAAGAAGUCUCUGGUCUCUUUUUUAGUUAUUAUGAAUGUUUAAAUUAUGUGCUUGUUUAGUGUUUGUGGUGCUUGUUGUCUCACUAUGGUUCUUAUUCCUGUCUCACUAAAAUGAGAUCUGAGCCAGAGGGGGGUCAUUGGGUACUGUAAUCUAUAUGUCGGCUUUUCUCUGUGUCUCUUGAAUUAAGAACACUUUGCCAGUGCUUGUGGGCUGAGGGUUCCAGCAGGCUUGAUAGGAAGAUAGAAGCAGCAGCACCAGCAGCCUUCCUCUAUGGCCUAACCCUGCCUGGAGGGUCGAAGGGAAACAAUGCCAUUUUAUCUAGGCCCACAGAGCCAAACAACUGCAGAAACAAAUAGCGGAGGGGUCUCCAUCUGAGAUUCAGAGCGAUUUGUCUCGGCACAAACUGACAAACCCUUCUGACCCUUAUUGGGUGGAAUUAGAAUUACAGAAUUGCGGAAUAGGACAGUAGGAAGGGACCCUCAGCGAUCAUCCUAUCCAACCCCCUGACUUCUUCAGGGCUGGCCAGCAGUUAAAGCAGGUUAUUGUUAUCGAGGACAUUGUCCAAAUGCCUCUUCAACCUUGAUAGGCUUGGGGCAUCAACCACCUUUCUAGGAAGACUGUUCUAUGGUUUGACCACUCUUUCAGUAAAGAAACACUUCCUAUGUCUGGUCUGAACCUCCCUGACGCAGCUUUGAGCCAUUCCCGGGUGUCUGACCACUGGCUACCAGGGGGAAGAGCUUGGCACCUCCCUCUCCACGUUCCGUCCUCAGGAAGCUGCAGAGAGCAAUGAGGUCAUCCCUCAGCCUCCUUUUCUCCAAACUAGACAAUCCUGAAGCCCUCAGCUUCUCCUCACAGGUCGUGCCUUCCAACCCCGUCACCAGCUUUGUUGGCUCCUCUGGAUGCAUCCAAGGCCCUUUCCAUCCUUCUGGAACGGUGGGUCCCAGCACUGCACACAGCACUCAAGGUAGUAUUUUAACUCUCUUUUUAGAGGUUAAGAGCUUCCUUGCACAGGCAGCCUCUCGUGUUUAUAAUUAUGUUUUCUAUCUUUGCCAUACAGGUGAACUCACUCUCCUCUUUCUUUAAGAAUCAAUUGAUUUCUAUUGGUGCAGGCUUUUUUUUCCUUUUUGGAACAGAUUAUUGGUUGUUGUCUGGCCUAAGCUCUUAUAAAGUAACCCAAUACUCUGCCCUUCCAGGACAAGCCCUGCAAACACCCAUUGCGAAGAGGCAGCAGUAACUCCUCAUGAGUGGGUUCCUCUCUGAAUACGUUCUUGUUGGAGUGACUCAGGAGCUGCUUCACAAGAUGCAGGAGAAAUUCCCCAUCUUUAUGCUGAUUGCAGCUGGACUAUUGGAUUUAUUUGGUGCCUCUGGGAGUGAACAUCGUGUCAGUGAAAUAUUAAGCCUGAGCGUUCCUGAAGAAAUCCAGCCAAGACCUGGGAGCAGCCCAGUGCCAAAUGAAGUGUUCUCUGUUACAGAAGAUAACUCGGAUGAGGUGACCUUUCAUUUCCAUAGUUCAGCAGUUGAUCCUGCCCAUGAAAUGACAGCCGUCUUCAUCCCUGUCCAUGCAGAGACAGCUGCAAAAACCACAGCCGUGCUGCCUGUGGAGUUGGCUAGAAACCUGGAGGUGCUCGAGCAACCGCCCACAGAAGCAGCAGCUUUAAAACUCCAGAGUGGACGCACAUUACCUAGCAAGCCCUUGAGCAGCAUAAGCAUCCCUGUCUCCACACAAGGAUCACAGGCUACCGCACAUCAACAGCAAAAUAGCUCACUGCGAGGAAAACCGGAGAAUAUUUCUGAGGCUGCUUUCAGUCCUACCAGCUCUAGCACUGGGCUUCCUCAGCCUGCUCUCAGCAGAGGGACACAGCAAGACUCUUCUGUUUUUUCUAGUCCUGUUAUCAAGCAGAUGGAGAUGCCAAGUCCUAAAACGUCUCUUCUGACUUCAACAGUAAGUUUUCAUCCUCCAAGUAAAGAAAUAGUAGCAUCUCAGUUUCCCACCGGAGUUCAGAUUGCUCUUGAAGGUGCAAGGGUGGGUUGGUUACCAACAGGAAUGCCUCCUACAAGCAAAAGGCUGAAAGACACAAACCUACAAGUCCAGCCUGACAGCAAAGCUGCUGUGACACUUGUGUACUCGAAGAAGACACAGAGUAGGGAUGCUAAAGGUACAACAUCUGCCUUACUACAAAAGCCAUCUUCAGGGGACCUUCAUGCAGUCUAUUCCACAAAGACCCAGACAACUGCUAUUCCAUCUUCCUCUAUUUUAUCUGUGAAGCCGGAAACAACAGCAAGAUACUCAACAAUUGUAAUAAAUAGUUCUGGACACCCAACCCAGUUGCUGGUUCUUCAGACGCGCCCACAAGGCAACAUAAGUUCUUCGUUAGAGAUGCAUCUGGAAGCUCCAGUCCAUGAUGACUUACGUCCAUCUCCCUUUCAACAGCCUAUCAGCACAACUGACAGACAACAGCCCCUCUCUUUGUCCCGGACUUUCAACUGUACUAAACAACAUGUUUCCCAAGAAACCAGCAGGAAGUCUCAAGAAAUCCCAGUUCUAGUUUUGCAAGGAGAUACUGAUCAUCAGGCCACGACAAGCAAACCUGAAACCAGAUCCCCUGAGAGCCUGCAGGCUUCUACUAAUUCAUCCUCAUUAAGCCUGUCACAGUUUUCCACAUUAAAACAUUCCCAAACUACUAAAGAGCUAAAAGAAGUAACACCUGCACUCUUUUCAGGUCCCUCUACCUUUGAGAACGUAGCCCUUCAACCUGUAAGCACUUUGGAUUCUGUUCGUGCUGGGCUUCAGCCACCAGGUACAUCUUUUCCCACUUACGCUGGAUUGCAGCUAAAGGGCACCCCCACCUCCGCUGAGAAAGGACUUCCCGUACCAACUUCUGCCACAUCUACUGCUUCUGCUUUUCAAGUUCAAAGCAUUUCUGCCCAUCCUGCUUCUCAGGAAGCUUUCCCUGUGAUGCUGCAGGUGAGCACAGUGGAAGAAGACUCCAAGAGAAACAAAAGUCUCUUACAACAGGUAGAUAAAACUGGUUCUCCCCUGCUGACUCCAGCAGCCAGCCCAGUCCCCCGUCCCUCUGAACUGCCUGACAAGAGAAACCAGAAGGUUCCUCUUCACAGCUUUGCUCCUUCAGCCUCCCAGAUCCAGCAAACUGGCAGCGUGGCAGCUUUUCCUUCACAACAGCCCACGCUCCAAGCACAGGGAAGCCAGUCUAGCUCAGCAACAGCACAUCCUGCAUCAGUGGUGCCUAGUGGUUCUGGUGAGGUCCCAGCGUAUCUGGCACAAGCGCUAGGGCAGCGGUUCGGUGUGUCACAUGAGGUAGCUACCCAAUACCUCAGUGCUUUCAGAGCUGAGCAACUCACAAUGCUGCCGUCAGCCCCGUACUUGUCCUUUCUGCUUAAAACUGCUAAUGGCACCAUAUGCCUGCAGCCCAUGCAAGAUUCCCCUCUACCUGUAAAAUUCCCAAAUACCAGUGUUGGGCGUCUGGUUUCCAUACAGCAAAUCCUGGCAGCAUCAAAUUCUUCAGUACUGGACCUUGCAAACUUAAAAAAUUUGAGUAUUUCUAGUGUAAUCCUGGUUAAGCCUGUAUUUAUCCUCUUGCCCACUGAGAGACCAGAUUUACAGGUGGUGCCCUCUCCAGAGGGUGAAGGUGAUCACAAAGCUGCUCUCUUGUUCACAAACAAGCAAGAUCUGACUUUGGGCACCCUCAAUAUCCCAGUAAAAACUAGUUCUUAUCCCACUAGCAGGACUUUAACGCCUGAACCUGCUCUCUCCACUGCAUCUAACCAGCAAGCAGAGAAACCAGAAGUGACUUCUCAGCCAAGUAAUCCUAAUUAUACAGCCACUGCUCAUUUGUUUCAAGCUUUUACCUCUGCCUUGAAGCAUUUGCUGGACCCACAGAUGAGGAUCACCCCUGUGCAUCCACACAGGCUGCCUGUAGAGAUGCAAGUACCUGCUCCCAGCUCCCAAGAGACCAGGGAGUCCGAUUUGCUUUUACUUAAUGGUAUGUUUGCACAGCCUGUCCCGUCCACUGUGCCACCGCUAGUGGUGUCUGCACAGCCCAGGCCCCGUUUCUCCCCCAAAGCAUUCAUCACUGCUGAAAAGCCACGUUCUUCUGUAAUUCCUUUACUGUCAGCAAAGGGACUCCCUGAUUUUGAAAGGCCUUCCCACUCUUCAUUUACUGUCACGGGGGCUGCAGAGCGGGUUCAGCACAACAAGCAACUAAUGCUGCUAACUGCUGUCAGCCGCCAAGGCUCAGUGACCGUGCCUCCCUCUGCCCGUGCAGGAUGCACAGAGUGCUUGACCUCGCACCCAGCUAGAACCAUAAAAUACCCACCUGAGGUGUUUGCAGGUAUCCUGCCUUUUCGGUCCACAUCGCAAAGCCUCCUGAGUACUGAUCCUCUUCAAAGGCUGCCGUCACAAGUUCAGUUUGUUUCCAGCACAUCAACAGCUUUCUCAGCGCUUCGAGCUGGGAAUGACCACAAAGAUUCAGCAGCGGGCAGCACUGGAGGGGUCUCUGUGCCUGCUAAAUCAGGACAAACCCACACCACUACUAUAAAACCUGAUCUUACUAAACAUUUGGAAUUUACACCCUUUAUAAUGACAGAAAAGCUAACAGCAGCACCAGCACACGCUCCAUUUUCAACCAAGGUCCAAGUGAAAACAGCAGGUUCUGGGAGGCUCCUGUCUGCGCUUACCCACCCAAGGGUGUACACGGACUCUCCUGCAAGCCCAGCUUCGCCCGUGUCUACACAUGUUCCCCUGCUAUCAGCCAUGAAACGUGACCAAAUCCAUCAAGCCUCUACUAAAUCAUUCUCACAGGCCAACGCAGGAGCAAAUACAAAGCCAACUGAAAUCAGCACAAGUGCAAGGAAACCAGGAGCUGAUAAAUUCUUGGGAAGAAGUGUGUCUCCGUCACCUGUGUUUGACACAAAGACACAGCAGCCUCCCACAGCAGGUAAGGUGGUUUUAACUCCCAUGCGACCGUUUGUGUCUGCAGGAUCAGUUAUUGCUCUGGAGAGGCAGCCUGUAUUGACACAGACCACACCACAGACUCCAUCAGCAGUGACUUCUUUCUCUGCAGCUAAGAAUGAUUAUAUCACCACUUCACUUAAAAACAAAACGAUGUUUGUCCUGCCAACGCCAUCUAUCCGAUCUGAUCCAAACAUCGUGCUGCCUGCGACUGCCAGGGUGAACAAAUCAGCUGUGGCUUCUACAUCAAGGGUGAAGGUUGAGGACACAUCAGUGAAAGGAGCUGCAGCCACCGCUAGCCAGCUGCCCACUCAGGCACCCGGGUCUUCACCACACCAGGUGUCACUGGAAGAUGACAUUGAACAUGGGACUGGUCAUUCCAGCCCCGACACUGGGCUUUCUACAACGAAAGUGUUUCCAGUCUCUGCCAAUGGGCUUGUAAAUAAGGUCACUAAUCAGUCGGCUGUCUUUAGUAAAGUUGAUGAUGCUGAGAUGCUUCUAGCUGGAGAUCUAAUCCAGCUCCUUCCAACCCCGGAGAGCCCUCUGUAUUCCUCUGAGAGUCUCGUAGCGCUUACACCGCAGGGGGAUUCUUUGCUGGGUGUUGCGAACACUGGACAAUCUGAGAGGCCGUUCUUCAACACGGAGGCAGAGGAGAUGCUUGGAACCAAUGAAGUAACAGACGAAGCAGCUGAAGGCUUGGUAACUGUUUUAACACUGCUGGAUUCGGAGCCCAGCGCACUGCUGAGUGAAUCACAUCAGAGGAGGCUUUCAGAGUCAGAUGCUACUGUUCUGAAUGGCGUUGCAGUUGUGAGUGAUGAUGCCUGCCUCUCGGGUAACUACACGGUGCGGAUGAGCCUGCGCCCUGCUGCAGAAGCAGAGCUGGAGUUGCAAGGAUCAACGCCUUCCCAGGAGACUUUUGUGGCUUUCAUUGCUGUGCAGAGUAACGGGAGCCAGCCUGUGCUCCAAAUCCGCUCGUGCUGUGUGACGCCUUCUGCCAGCCCAGAGGGACCAGGCGCGACGUGCUGCUUGUUCCGCAGGUUGCCAGUUGAAUGCAGACACGUCCAGUUACUGCAGAGCAGUAAGCCCAGAUCUGUGAGCUUCGCCAUCCAGCUGUUCCAGAUGCUGAAUCAUUCUGUGGCCUAUUUGCACUGUGAGCUUAACGUCUGUCUGCAUGGCAAAACAGGCUGUGGACAGGACUGCUUUGAAAGUGUGGAGCCCCUCCUCCAGCCAAGUGACAGGAACAGCUAUGGAAGCCUGCACAACCUCAUCUCUUUUGGUCCAGUUCGGAGAAUGAAGAAUGAGUUUCGUUACAAACCUGUGGAAGGUCCUGAUUCUGCCAUGCUGGUACCCAUCCUGCUGGGAUCCCUGACAGGGUUUGCUGUCUUGGGUGGUAUUUUCCUAAGCCUUUGGCUGCAUCAUAAACAGAAAACCAAAAGCAUAAGCUAUCCAAGACUUGGAGAAAUCCGUGGUGUGUGAACAACAAGCAGCUGGCAGGUCCUGCAGAUCUCAUGCCACUGCUAUAACGCUCAGAAAAGCAAUUGGUUUGGCUUUGCACCCUGUGUCGCUUUCCUAGAGCUUCUGCUGACCCAGGGAGCCGGAUAUCCAAUCUCCUUUAAGCGCGGCUCCCCUUCCUUUCUUUCCUCCUGCAUGAGCAAGUCCACAAACUGCGGAGUAGAGAAAGAAUUGUUGUAAUGGUCCAGCCGUAAGUGAGAGCAGAGCUGAAAAUGCAGCGAGUGCAAGCGCCAGCACACGGUCGCCAGAAAGGGGAAAGCAGACGGCAACUCUGAGCACAGAAGAGCAACGUGAAAUAAAGCACUGUAGAGUAGAGCCAUCCUGUCAAGAAGAAUGGAUUGUUAGGAAAAAUGAUGAAACUCAACUUUAUUGAUUGGGAGUGGGGACAGGACCUAAACAGCUCCAGAGAUCCAGCCAGUCAGCUCUACAGCUUUUCUCACAUCUAAGGAGCUGAGUCCCUUUAUGCUUUUGCUUUACUCCUGUUACUGUUCUCUCUCUUUCAGUGGAAGCAAGUUUGCACAAACUGCCUGUCGGUUAAAUCCACAUAGUGGGAGGAAGUUAAGAAUGCAAAAGCUUUGUCCGUAAGGCUGAAUUUGAGAGCACAUAAAAAGAGCUCAGCACGCUCAACUUCUAGGUGCGCUGUCUUUACAAUAGUAGCUUACGGUGAGGCGUCGGCCGUCGCCUUGGCAUUGGGGAGCGGGCAGCUCGCUUUGGGGGGCAGGUUGGGAACCGUCUUCAAGGCAAUCAGCCACAGUCUUUUGGGGGGCAGUAAUCAAGCAUCUUGGGGAAGGGGGUGUUCAGGGUUCACCUUGCGGGGCAGGACGGGACACAAGCACCUCACGGUGAGGGGCUUCAGAGACAUUGGGAGGGGGUUGUCAGCAGCCACCCCAGAGGCUGGGCUGCCCUUUUUGUUUCAGUGAAUAAAUCAGAUAGAGUGCUAUGCUGACUACUGUGGUACAGCUUCCUGCCACUUCGCAGAGGUUUUAUUGGCACUAUAAAGCUUUUGAGUAUCCUAGCAGAGUUUUCCAUGCUGUCUGGCUUUCUGGCGAGCUCUGCAGUGGAUGGGGUGGGACACCUCCCAGCUGCUGGCACAAAGUUGGCUGUGGCAGCAAGAGCCAGGUGUGUCUUGAGGGAUGUUCAUCCCGUCAGAGUCUGUCCAGAGGGGUCAACGCACAGCCCUCGGUCACUGCCGUGUGGCUUCUCAAGUGUUUUCUCUUUGUCCGCCUUCCAAGGCGUGUGAUGUCAGCUUUUGGGGAAUAAGUUGAUGAAGUUCCUUGUCACACCUGCUACCACCUAGGGUAGGUGUCAGGUGAAAUGGUUGUGUCCAUCCCGUUAAUCAACAGUUUCCAGCACCCAGGGAUGGGACGGAAGAGCCUCUGCUGCAGUCUAACGUUCCAGUCCUGUGAGAAGGCACUGAGCUGUCACGGCAGAGACACAGCUGCUCUUUCGGAUGGAAAUAA